Camellia sinensis is the source of this 793-nucleotide messenger RNA. The record is from RefSeq and is a predicted model, not a curated record. NCBI's taxonomy places the organism in Eukaryota, Viridiplantae, Streptophyta, Magnoliopsida, Ericales, Theaceae.
AGUUUGAAAUGAAUUUUAUAUUUGACAGUUGUGCUGUGAAUGAUUAUAUACAAGCAGUUAGGAGCUUGACAUGCGAGAUGCUAGAUCUAGUGGUUGAAGGUUUAUUUGUUCCAGACAAAUCCGUCUUCAGUAGGCUCAUCAGAGACGUCCAGAGUGAUUCAUGUUUCAGGCUCAAUCACUACCCUCCUAUGGAAAACUCUAGGGAAUGGGAUCCAUCUCCAAAGCUUAAUGCAAACACUCGUAUGAGGUUUGGAGAGCAUUCUGACCCUCAAAUCUUGACCAUCCUGCGAUCAAACGAUGUUGAAGGCCUUCAAAUUUGUUUACAUGAUGGGUUAUGGGUCCCUAUCACUCCUGACCCCACUGAAUUUUGCGUGUUUGUAGGUGAUGUUUUACAGGCUAUGACAAAUGGAAAGUUUGUGAGCGCAAGACACAGAGUAAUAGUAGCAAACUCAGUGAAACGCAGAAUGUCAAUGAUAUAUUUUGGGGCUCCACCCCUUAAUGCAUGGAUCUCUCCUCUUCCAAAGAUGGUAUCACCCCAAAAACCAAGUCUCUACAAACCGUUCACUUGGAGUGAAUUCAAGAAAGCUGCCUACUCUCUACCUUUGGGAGAUUGUUGUCUCAACCGUUUUAAAGAUUCUCUUCAAAUAAGUCUAAGAACACAGAAACUAUAGUCACAAAAUAUGACACGUAAUUUAUAUUAAGGGACAAGAUUUUUUAAAAGUGGAUCUAAUCCCUUCAUAUCAAAUUCUGUAAAAUUUUAUCUAUUUAUGCGUAUUCUGUGUUUAAUUUUUAC